Molecule: messenger RNA, 1017 nt
Organism: Mesorhabditis belari
Lineage: Eukaryota; Metazoa; Nematoda; Chromadorea; Rhabditida; Rhabditidae
Source: the annotation of a GenBank genome assembly
AUGCGGGGCUAUAUUUAUAUAGCCACAUUUUUGGCUGCCGUUUUGGCAAGUGAUCUAUCAUUUUGUCAACGAAAGUGUCGAGACAAGUACGAUAAUGAGCCCCAACAAGGAGCUUGCUUUGUGGGUUGUAAAAACCGAAAAAAUGACAUUGGAAUGUUUCUCUUCAUCGACUGUUAUCGAAAAUGUGAAUCCAUCUACGAGAACUCGACAAAUAAUGAAGCAUCAGCCUGUCAUUUUGCAUGCGGCCUUCCUAUGAUCAAUUCCGUUUUCAUGAGCAUGAACUACAACGGGAAGGGAAAGCCAGAAGUUCAAGUUAUCAAGCAUGAUGGCCCCAAAGAAGACCGAUCGGUUGAAAAUUCUGAUCUUCCAAGUCACGAUCUCUUCCAAAUCUUUGGACAAAAGCCUCUUCAGAAAAGUUCCGCAGAGGAUCACUUCGAGAGCUUCGAAGAUAGCUUCGACAGAAUGUUUGCCCAAAUGAGGGAACGGUUCUUUAAGAAUUUUGAUUCUUCCGACAACUCAUUUCAGUCUAAUCAUCCAAAAAGUUUUGGUUCCAACGGUUUUGCACAAUCUGAGCAACAAGGUGAAGUUGGUAAUAUAAAUCAAUUCGGCGAGCCAAUCCUGUUUGUACACCCUCUUUCUAAAGCUGAAGAGCUGUCUAACGAUGACGAUGACUUUAAUUCAAAUGGAUGGCAAGGCUCUCAACAACCCUGGUACAACAAGGAGCGCCUUCCACUGAUUUUCCAGAUUUGUUUCUUGGCUCUUUCGCUUCUCGCGAUUCUCUGCGCUAUCUUCAUCUUCACUCGUAUUUUGAAAAGCCGCUCUGAACGAUAUCAAAGAGUGACCAACUGUGGACGAAUGGCAAGCGUUUCGGUAGUGCCAGGGAGCAAAGCUAUGCCACUUCACUUUGAGAAAAACGUUCCUUUUGAAUAUGGACCACCAAAGGAUGGUGUACCCCCGCCAUCAUAUGAUCAACUCAGCCUCGGUAGCGUUCAUAAAAAACUCAAUCAAACUGCUGAA